Messenger RNA from Lathyrus sativus (Indian pea), 357 nucleotides. NCBI's taxonomy places the organism in Eukaryota, Viridiplantae, Streptophyta, Magnoliopsida, Fabales, Fabaceae. The record is from the annotation of a GenBank genome assembly.
AUGGCUAACCACAUUCUUGAGGCUGAAAUUAUGGGUGGAAAAGGCCACGGAAAAGUCAUAUACAUUCCACGAAUGGAUAUGUCCCCGUCCCAAUCACCUUGGCCUUUCAAACUAAGCAGGAGACAGUUUCCAAUCAUCGUGUCCUACGCCAUGACAAUUAACAAAUCCCAAGGGCAAUCCUUGGAUAGGGUAGGCCUCUAUAUCCCAAAGGAUCUCUUCAGCCAUGGUCAACUAUACGUUGCAAUCUCGAGGGUAACUAGAAAAAAGUGUAUCAAGAUCCUAAUUCAUGACGAAAACAACAAACCUAAGUCUUCUACUGCCAACGUCGUGUACAAAGAAGUUUUCAGCAAUAUAUAG